Molecule: messenger RNA, 3039 nt
Organism: Esox lucius (northern pike)
Lineage: Eukaryota; Metazoa; Chordata; Actinopteri; Esociformes; Esocidae
Product: von Willebrand factor A domain-containing protein 7-like
Exons: 18
Coding region: 16-3039 (1007 amino acids)
Source: RefSeq, a predicted model, not a curated record
GUUUGAAGGAAGUUAAUGCAACAAAACAAGAUGAUGUCAUCGAUUGUAGGCGUGUCCCUUCUGGCCCUGGUCCUAUCAGGAGGAGCCUGGGCGUUUGUACCCACCGGGGGCGGAGCCUCGUCUCAUGUCAGCAUAACACAAUCAGCAGUGCUAAAGAAGGUCACCGAGGUGUGCCGGGCCAUCGCUCAGUUAGAGGGACAAGACUUCAUCCAUCCGGGUGAUUCAGUUGAGGAAAUUGUCCACGCCUGUCUGGGUCCCACUGCUAUCGGGGAAGUGUCUGCCGCUAAGUUCAAAUCCUCCCUGAAUGAGAUUUAUGAACAGCACCCCCUAGUGGACCGAGACUUUGUGGACAGCCCACAGCAUCACUUCAACUCAGAGCUGUUCGCUCAGGGCCGAAACCUGAUCACCAGUGAGGUUUACAGCAUCAAGGUUAUUGUACGCGCUAAGAACUUCCAAGCUGCCAGAGAGACUCUGGGGAGGGUGUUACAUACACUCCAGGACUUCUACAGCCACAGUAACUGGGUAGAUCUGGGCUACACCCAACCAUAUAUCAACUUAUUACGCCCCGACCUCCCACUGGAAAACCUAGCGGAUUUCAAGACUCCAACCUGUAAGGACUGCACCAAUGGUGGGUUCUGUCCCAACUCCCUCUUACCUGACAUCCUCAGAAAGAAGAAACUCACGUCAGGAUACAUGGGGAUCUCCUCCAAAUUCAAGCCUAAUGGUAAGUGUAGUCAUGGAGGCGCUGCAGACCUGACCGGCUUGGAGAUUCCUUGGGGGGGCAUCAGCAAGGAUGAGCGUCGCCCCGACAAUGAGGCCCUGCACAACACCGCCAUUACCUUGGCUACCACCGCCAGCCUGCAGCUGUUGGACGACAUCCGGGGUGCCGCCGGUGACAAUGACUUUCUACGCCUUAUGGGCGUAGCACGUUCCUCAGUCUUGGCUUUUGUGAUCGACACCACUGGGAGCAUGAGUGAUGACAUAGCUGAAGCCGAGCGAAUGGUCAACCAGAUCAUCGACAGCACGCAGGGAACACAGGACGAGCCCUCCCUGUACAUCCUGGUGCCCUUCAACGACCCGGAAUUUGGACCCUUGAUAAGAACGACAGACCCUAACGUCAUGAAAGCGGAGGUUGAUAAACUCACCGCCCAUGGAGGUGGAGACCCACCAGAGAUGUGCCUAUCAGGACUGCAGUUGGCGCUGACCGGUGCCCCAGCAUCAUCCCACAUCUACGUUUUCACUGAUGUUGCUGCGAAGGACAUUUCACUAAAGGACACCAUCGUCGCCCUGAUCAGAAGCACCAAGUCCACAGUGUCUUUCUUCAUAACUGAUGGCGGAGCUAGCCGCAGGAGGAGGAGGCGUUCAGUUGAUAUGUUUGACAUCUACAGGGAUCUGGCCCUUGUGUCUGGAGGUCAGGCUAUUCGGGUCAGCAAGGCCAACUUGCCUCAGGCCACUGGGAUUAUUGCUGACUCAUCCACCUCUGCUCUGGUGACAGUGCUACAGCGAGCAAGGAACCCGGGCAAACCUGAGACGUUCUCCUUCCAGCUGGAUGAGUCUCUGACCAACAUCACCAUCUACAUCACUGGAAAUACCGUCGCCUUCACCCUCAAGAACCCGGCAGGCGUCACUCAGACAGAGACCGAGGCCAGCGGGAAACUGGGGACCGUCCAGAAAGUAGGCAACCUCUACCGGAUACGCCUGGCCUCCAACAAACAGACAGGAUUAUGGGAAAUCAACAUGAACUCCAACCAGCCCUACACACUGAAGAUCACGGGUCAGAGUACCAUUGCCUUUAUUCAUGAUUUUGUGGAAUCCUUUGGAGGGCCUCAUCCAGGAUACGCCCCGAUAUCUGGACGUCCAGAAUCAGGUGUUCCUGCAAUUCUAUUGGUGUCAGUGUUGGGCAAGAAGGGACCGGCCUCUUUCAAGAUCUCCGAUGUUGCCUUGGUAACAGUGUCAGGGUCAGAGGUUGUUGGUGGGAUCCUGGAAGGCAUGGGCAACGGCGACUUCCUUGUUACUGUAACCAAGGUCCCUGCGGGCGAGUUUGUGGUGCUGCUGAACGGGACCGACCUGGUUUCCUCCACUUUGUUCCAGAGACAGUCCACCACUCAGAUGUCCGUUUCCAAAGUUACCAUCAGGGCCGUGGUGGACAGAACCAUGGAGCCUGGUAAGGCCUUCACUCUUCCAUUCUUUGUCAUAUCAGACAGCACAGGAGGAACUUACAAAAUCAAUGCCAGGAAUGACAAAGACUUCACUAUGAACUACCCCACCAGCGUCAUGGUGGGGACCGGAGGAAACGCCACCGCUAAUCUGACCAUCACAGCACCCGCCAACACUGAGUCAGGGACGGACAUCACCCUGACCAUCGAGGCCGUGGCCCCGGGAUCUGUUGACUCCAACUACGUGGUCCUGCGCCUCUCUGUCGUCACCAAGGUGACAGAUUUCACUCCUCCUCAGUGUGAGGUGGUCAACGUUUCCGCGGUUGACUGUCCGGCCGACCCAGUGUUCUGCAACGCCUCCUUCUGGCAGCUCUCUGCUAACCUGACCGACGGCGUCAACGGCACGGGCAUCGCCACCCUCAAAAGCCGCCAGGGCGUUGGCAGCCUCACCCACACCGACCUGAAGCAGAUGUUUGUCGCGGCGUAUUUCAACGCCUCCUGCUGCUCUCGGACAGUGGAGCUGGUGGCGGUGGACAACGCCAUGAACGUCGGGACGUGUUUGCAUUCCCUGCCUUCCAUAACCACCUCUGCCGCCCCUUCCACUGCCCCUUCUUCAGGCCCGCCCACCGCCCCUUCUUCAGGCCCGCCCACCGCCCCUUCCACCACCCCUUCUUCAGGCCCGCCCACCGCCCCUUCCACCACCCCUUCUUCAGGCCCGCCCACCGCCCCUUCCACCGCCCCUUCCACCGCCCCUUCCACCGCCCCUUCCUCCGCCCCUUCCACCACCCCUUCUUCAGGCCCGCCCUCCCUCACCCUCAGCCUUCCACUAUGGUUCUGUCUCCUAGUUUCUGCCUUGCCAGUAUACCAUCCAGGGACCUACUGA